UCUUUAGUUCCCUUAAAACAAAAACAAGGCAGAAUUUUCCAAACGGACGGCACUGGAAACAAAAUACUGUUUAUUGUUGCAAAGCUGGAGGUGAGAGUCUUUCAAAGUUAUGACCUAUGUAUUUACCUAAAAGAUAAAACACUACUUUCACAAAAAAAGUAUGACCAAGCGGUGUUCAUGGCAUAUAUUCGUUGAAAGAGUGAUUGUCAUCUACUUCUCUAAAAGUCUGUCCACACCCAGAUAUGAUAGAGAAGUGAGACUGGGAGUAAAGCGAUGUGAAUUUACUAUGCACUCUACUUGAGAUCAUGAAACAUGUCUGAUCCUGUGAUCUACGCUGAGGUGAAGUAUAAAAAGGGGUUGGAUCCAAACACCACAAGAUCUGGCCCCCAGACAAAAGAGGAGUCUCCUGAGGAGGAAUUGGUGUAUUCUACUGUGGUGACCCAUAAGACUGAUGACACAGAUCAACCAGAUCCUACUCCAUCACCUGUGCCUGCUGACUCCUCCCCUAAAGACAGGUCAGAGGACACAGGGAGGCGUGGCCUUCUGCGAUUGGCUGUGGUGGUGCUCUGCAUUCUGAUCCUGGGGGCAGUCAUCGGUCUGAGUUUAUACUACAUUUCCCUAGGUUCUUCAGCUGGAUGUCAGUCUGGUAAAUGUGCCGAUGGCUGGAAAUCACAUGGCAGACAGUGCUACUUCUUCUCUGAGAAGAAACUAACCUGGACUCAGAGUAGAGAUGAAUGUGUCCGUAUGAGGAGCCAUCUGGCAAUCAUACAUGAUGAAGAUGAGCAGACAUUUUUGAUGAGAGAAUUAAACAUGACAGAGGCCGAGGACAAGUUCUGGAUCGGUCUGAAUGACAGAGAAACAGAGGGCCAGUGGCUAUGGGUGGACAACACUCCUCUCAAUACAUCAUUCUGGAUGGGAAACGAGCCUGAUAAUUGGACGGGUGAUUAUAAUGAGUAUCCAGAUGGAGAGGACUGUGUACGGAUGGGAGAGGAAAACUUUGAUGGGAAAGGUGUAAAUGCCUGGGUGGACACAGCCUGUGAGAGAAAGUUCAAAUUUAUUUGUGAAACUGAAACUUGUUAAUUAUCACAGUGCAUCAUACCUUUAUUGAUCACUGACUACUGAUGAUUGUCCAUUUGAAUUGCAGCAAUCAAAGACUUCCGUAUUUCUGUUCUAUUGCCAAAUGCCAAUUUUCACACAUUGCUAACUGAUAGAUCUCAUAGUCUAUCCAGUGUGUGUGUUUCCUCCCUGAAAAAUCUAAUAUCUACCAGAGGUGCACAGCGACGUCAUUAUCUGUAUCUGUAUCUGUUAAUCCCACUAAAUGAUCUGUAUCUGUAUUCGGAUAGAAAAACGUUAACCAGGCACUGCUGUAUUUUCUAACCUAAUAUUCUUUGGUAAUGCAAUCGGUGUGCUUUCAAUGCAUCAAAUCUAUUUGAUAUAUUUAGCAUAUCAUUUAUUGUGCGAAACCCAUUACCAAAUCAGUCAUACAUUCUGUUACUUAUGG
Messenger RNA from Clupea harengus (Atlantic herring), 1501 nucleotides. It is a transcript of the gene illr4, whose product is annotated as echinoidin-like. Lineage: Eukaryota; Metazoa; Chordata; Actinopteri; Clupeiformes; Clupeidae. The transcript is spliced from 6 exons. The record is from RefSeq and is a predicted model, not a curated record. Bases 313 to 1080 code for a protein of 255 amino acids.